Molecule: messenger RNA, 1327 nt
Organism: Oryza brachyantha (malo sina)
Lineage: Eukaryota; Viridiplantae; Streptophyta; Magnoliopsida; Poales; Poaceae
Exons: 3
Coding region: 39-719 (226 amino acids)
Cellular component (GO): trans-Golgi network; endosome
Source: RefSeq, a predicted model, not a curated record
GCGCCACCAGGAGCAGCAGCCGCAGCAGCUCGCCGUCGAUGGCGAACCCGAGGAGAGCCAUCGCGCUGCAAAUCCCCGCGCAGACGGAGCCCCUCGCCGCCGCCCCGGCAGCCGCACCCGCCUUCUCGCUGCCGUCGUCGCUGCUCUACUUCCUGAAGCGGCCUGCGUCUUUCCCGUUUCUGCUCUCCCUCUUCGUGCUCCUCACCUGGAUCUCGCUCCGCUUCCACCACCCCUCCCCUUCCGCUCCCCUCCACCGGCCCUCCGUCGUGCACGACCCCCAGGCCAACCUCGUCCGUUUCCCCGCCGAGCUCUACCCCACCCCCAUCGCCGCCGACGGGCGCGGGUGGCUCCUUGACCCCGUCGCCGCUGCUCGGGACGCCGGAUUACCGGGGGGAGCACUAGUUUGUUUAUCACUACAUGUGGGACAGAUCCAGCCAGGUGGUUUGCGUGGCAAUCAUCGUCACCAUACAUGCAAUGAAACAUUUGUCAUCUGGGGUGCAAGGACCAAAUUCAGGUUAGAAAACACAGAUGUAAAAGAUAAAGGAUAUGGAGAAGCUAUGAUUGCCGCCGAUGAAGUGGCUAUUGUUGCAAGUGCAAGAUCAACUGCACAUGCCUUGAUAAAUAUGGACGUGCGUCCAACCUUCUUCUUGGGAUGUCAGGACACGCCAGUAAAUCCCAACAACUCGAAUACUGAUUACAAGGUCUGGAAAGAUCUCUGACAGUCACGUUGCUUCUAUGUUUGACGGCAAGCGAUCAGAAACUAUAAUAGUAGCAUGAAGCCUUCAGAACUCAUUCUGUUACCGUUGGUAAUGAUUUCAGAACUCAUUCUAUGUGUGUGGUUAAUUAGUUAUGACUUGUGGCUUACAAGGAUAGUUGCAGUUGGCAAUCUAUUCUUUUGUUUGGCAUGCCUAAUUGGUUCUGUAGUAGGUGGGUUUACACAUGUUCAUCAGUUCAUGUUGCAUAUAUUCUCCAGUAUUGUACCCCUUUGUCUAAUAUGACUUCCAUUUUCAGGUUAACUUUUUUGUUUCGAGGUGCAAUGCAGGGUUAUUGAUUGAUGACAGAUUGUAGUAUGCCUGUUCUUUGAAUGAUGUGUUAUCGAUAAAUUAUUUAUUGAUAUAUGCAGGUAAGGUAUAACAAUCUCUUUUGUAAUCACAUACUGCAAGAUAUAUCUGUGAACUUAAAUGUGAAUUCUGAUACGGCAAAGUAGCGUUUGGCACACAAAUCGGCUCGUUGCUUGUGUGGUGUUACUGGUGUAGCAUGGACACUGGUGUGCUUUCGCGUCUGUUUGUAUGCACACUUAUUUUUCUGCUUAUGCUUAUAUUUAUUA